Theobroma umbraticum is the source of this 1150-nucleotide messenger RNA. It is a transcript of the gene NF-YB8, whose product is annotated as nuclear factor Y, subunit B8. The record is from RefSeq and is a predicted model, not a curated record. NCBI's taxonomy places the organism in Eukaryota, Viridiplantae, Streptophyta, Magnoliopsida, Malvales, Malvaceae. Gene Ontology annotation, biological process: regulation of transcription by RNA polymerase II. Gene Ontology annotation, molecular function: DNA-binding transcription activator activity, RNA polymerase II-specific; RNA polymerase II cis-regulatory region sequence-specific DNA binding; protein heterodimerization activity. Gene Ontology annotation, cellular component: CCAAT-binding factor complex; nucleus.
CUAAGAGCGUGAGUCCCAGAAAAGAACCUAGUAUUAAAAUAUUAAAUAAAUAAUGAAAGGAGAGACCAACCAACGGUGUUGAUAAACCUCAUUCUCUCAUCUCAGUCGUCUCCUCUUUCCUCUCUUCUCCAGCGUCGGAUCCCCUCUCUUUCUUCCCCUCGUAAUCCAAUCUCCCUCUCUCCCGCCCUUUUCUUUUCUUUUUUUUUUUUCAUUUUUCCCACCAAGGGUUUUCGCUAUGGCGGAUGCCCCGGCGGCACCUGCUCCGGUGAGUCCCGGCGGAGGAAGUCACGAGAGCGGCGAGCAGAGCCCGAGAUCGAACGUGCGAGAACAGGACAGGUAUCUUCCUAUCGCUAACAUUAGCCGUAUCAUGAAGAAGGCUCUUCCUGCGAACGGGAAGAUCGCUAAAGAUGCAAAAGAGACCGUACAAGAGUGUGUCUCUGAGUUUAUCAGCUUCAUCACCAGCGAAGCUAGUGAUAAGUGUCAGAAAGAGAAGAGGAAGACUAUUAACGGGGAUGAUCUGCUUUGGGCUAUGGCAACUUUAGGGUUUGAAGAUUACAUCGAUCCUCUUAAGAUUUACCUUACUAGAUAUAGAGAGAUGGAGGGUGAUACCAAGGGGUCAGCUAAGGGUGGAGAUGCAUCUGCUAAGAAAGAUGUCCAACCAAGCCCAAACCCUCAGCUCAUUCAUCAAGGUUCAUUCUCGCAAGGUGUUAAUUAUGCCAAUUCUCAAUCACAGGCCCAUCUGAUGGUUCCUAUGCAAGGCACUGAGUAGACAUUCACCCUGCAGCCAAUUCCAUUAUCUAAAUCCCAUUCAAUAUCUUAUUUCAGUGCCGCAACAAAUACUAUGGCUAUUCCCAUCCGAUGUGAAAGCUGACAAUUUGGAUGGUUUUCGUCCUCUUAGGUUGUAAGCUGUUAAUUUCUAGUAAUGUUUGUAUAUCAGGUGUUCUUUGCAAUAGAUUUCCCUUUCUGCUGGAUUGUGUAAAUCUGGGGAGGUUGUUAUAGAUUUGAUCUCUUGGGGAGGACAUAGUAUUCUGGUAUGACAUUGUUUAGGAAACUUCUCAUGCUUCUGUUCAUUCUAUCUCUAUAUGACUUUGAACAAUGUAAGGUUGAAUGGACAACAUUAUUUAUUUGAUGAUUUCUCCUGUCUGUUAAA